AUGAAGCUCACCGCUGAAUUUGUUGUGGUCGCACUCGCCGUCGCUAUCGCCUCCGCCGAGCUGGACCUAAAGCCGGCCAACUACUUGGACCCUGCUUCAAUUAGGGGUCCGUCUCUGGGGCAAUUUGUCCCUGUCGACGAGCAGACAGCAAAAGAGAUGGAUGCUGUUGUAAAGGGCAACGGCAACAGCCACACUGUCGAAAAUCCCCACUCGCAACCGACUCAGGAUCCCGCUUUCCUGGAGGUCCCCGGACUCCCCCGCCGAAACAACACUAUACCCAAUUGCUCUCAGGUCUGCCCCGACGUGUACGAGCCUGUGUGUGGUACUGACAGCGUCACGUACAGCAACUCAUGCGAGUUGGGAAUCGCCAGCUGCAAGAGCCCGGAAAAGAAUAUCGCAAAGAAAAUCAAUGGCCGCUGCUAA
Molecule: messenger RNA, 423 nt
Organism: Phytophthora infestans T30-4
Lineage: Eukaryota; Oomycota; Peronosporomycetes; Peronosporales; Peronosporaceae
Product: protease inhibitor Epi7
Exons: 1
Coding region: 1-423 (140 amino acids)
Molecular function (GO): protein binding
Source: RefSeq, a predicted model, not a curated record